This is a messenger RNA of Exophiala oligosperma, 1881 nucleotides long. RefSeq lists its product as hypothetical. The record is from RefSeq and is a predicted model, not a curated record. The coding region runs from base 567 to 1793 and encodes 408 amino acids. Gene Ontology annotation, molecular function: heme binding; oxidoreductase activity, acting on paired donors, with incorporation or reduction of molecular oxygen; monooxygenase activity. The transcript has 6 exons. NCBI's taxonomy places the organism in Eukaryota, Fungi, Ascomycota, Eurotiomycetes, Chaetothyriales, Herpotrichiellaceae.
AUUAGCGACUGUCUAGAUGGUUAUCCUUACAUAGGUGCCUCCUCUUUCAAGUAUCUUCAGCCAAUAUAGGAAGUCAGACAGCUCAAGUCGCCGCCAAUAAUGUCAGAUAAAGAGAUCUCCAUUGCCAGGGAAAUCAGUGGCCAAAUAGUGCAGCUAACACGAAAGCCUGAAGAUGUAGCUAGUCUUCCAGUAGUUGCAGCUGCAACUUCGAUAGCCUUUGUGAUCUGGGUGAGGAAGCCUUAAUAUCUACGAAAGCAUCAAGGCAUUGACCUUGAUUCUCUUCACUGGCAGUGUCUUUGUUCGGUCGUUUAUCGUCUUUACUUUCACCCUCUGUCGCAGUAUCAGGGGCCAUUGCUUUGGCGUAUCAGCAUCUUGCCCAGUCUUUACUGGGCAUGGACAGGCGACAGGCAUCUCGCCAUCGACAAACUGCACAAAAGAUAUGGUACUUUCUGCUUCUACUUUGAACUUGUUUCCCGAGUCUGAACUACCACUGACCAGAACAAGGCAAAGUUGUUCGGGUAGAACCGAAUCUGGUCUCGAUAUGCACUCCGAAUGCAAUUAAAACAAUGUACGGUCCAGGAACUCGCUUCGAAAAGGCCAUGUUCUACACUCGAGGACCCAAGGAAAAGCAGCUCCUCGUCAAUCUGGCCAGCACGACUGACAAAGUCGUUCACGCUCGCAAGCGAAGAAUCAUCUCGUAUGCUAUGAGCGAGUCUGCCAUCAGGUCUUACGAACCCGUCAUAUUAGACAAGAUCCGGCUAUUUUGUAAGCAACUGCCCGAUGCCAAUACAUUUGGUGGUGAAUACAAAAAUAUGUCUCGGUGGUUUUCCUAUCUCACCUACGACAUCAUGGGAACGCUCACCUUCAGCCAGAGUUAUGAUAUGCUCACUAAAGACGACCACCAUUUCAUCCAGCCCUUGAUUGAUGCUUAUCAGCAUAGCCAGGUCAUUUUGGGAACAUAUCCCAAGAUCGAACAUUGGGGGUUGGCCCCUCUUUUGUUCUUAAAAAUCAUGUCGGACAACAAGAGAUUUCGCUCCUAUGUCGACAAGCAAGUAUCUUAUCGCAUAAAACAGGAGAAGUCGGGUAAUGGCCCGGCUGAUAUUUUUAAGCUCCUCCUCAAUCAUAAGGACAAGGAAACUGGGGAGAGCAUGGGAUUCAAGGAACUCUCUGACGAGGCUGUGGUUCUCAUCAUUGCUGCCAGCGAUACAACCGGAACAGCUCUCUCGGGCCUUUAUUUCUACCUAGCUCGCUACCCGGAGUGCUACAACAAACUCAAGCAAGAAAUUCGAACCACCUUCUCCUCUGUCGACGAUAUUCUCGGCGGGAAAAAAUUGCUAGAGUGUAAGUACAUGCGAGCCUGUGUCGAUGAAGCGCUUCGAAUGUCUCCCGGUGUCCCUGGCUAUCUGACAAGGGAAGCACCUGAGGGAGGCACCAUCGACGGAUACUACAUGCCACCCGCUGCUCAAGUCGGGGUCCCAACUUGGACAGUUCAUCGCGACCCCGACGUCUACCCCGACCCCCAGAUCUUCAAACCAGAGCGCUGGAUGGUUGAUUCUGAGGAACAGAUUCAGAAAUUACGGUCGUGUUGGUACCCAUUCAGCACAGGUACCCGUGGAUGCAUUGGUAAAAAUAUGGCUUACCACUCCAUCUACUUGACCGUUGCUCGGCUGGCGUACUCGUUUGAGAUUAAAUCUCGCGAUCCCCUGCCUCUCGAGUUUCACGUCAAGGAUCACUUCGCAGCAGGAGAGAAAAACGGACCUUUUCUCAAGUUUAUACCUGUCUCGACCAGUUAGAUAGUAGAAGCAGAGAAUCGCAAUGAUGAAUCAAAGUAUUGAAGUAUAGAGACUGUAUGGCAGUAAUUCAUUCUAUCAAAGAAAUUUU